Pararge aegeria (speckled wood butterfly) is the source of this 772-nucleotide messenger RNA. RefSeq names its product protein obstructor-E. Lineage: Eukaryota; Metazoa; Arthropoda; Insecta; Lepidoptera; Nymphalidae. Gene Ontology annotation, molecular function: chitin binding. The coding region runs from base 89 to 772 and encodes 227 amino acids. The transcript is spliced from 5 exons. The record is from RefSeq and is a predicted model, not a curated record. Gene Ontology annotation, cellular component: extracellular region.
UGCUGGUGGUAGCGGUGGCCGUUGUAUGCGCACGCGCCAGUGCUGCCGGGCCAAGUAACACGCGCGGACGUCGUUACGGAUAGACAACAUGACCACAAGUGCAUUCACGAUUUUAACCCUCUGCAUCGCCUAUGCGCAUGCGGGAAUUCUUCUUCAGAAUGCACCAGCAUGUCCUGAACCCUACGGAGUUCAGGCGUACGCACACCCAGAGCUCUGCGACCAGUUCUUUCUCUGCACAAAUGGAACCCUUACGGUAGAGACUUGCGAAAAUGGCCUACUUUUUGAUGGCAAAGGCGCUGUACACAAUCACUGCAACUACCACUGGGCUGUCGAGUGCGGAGAGAGGAAAGCUGACUUGACACCCUACUCAACUCCCGGCUGCGAGUACCAGUUCGGCAUUUACCCUGACAGUGCGGAAUGCUCCACCAGCUACAUCAAGUGUGCCUUUGGAGUCCCACACCAGGAGCCCUGCACGCCCGGUCUCGUUUACGACGAACGCACCCACGGAUGCAACUGGCCCGACCUUCUCCAGCCUUUCUGUAACCCUGAAGCUGUGGUCGGUUUCAAAUGCCCAACAAAGGUACCAGCGCAUACACAAUCAGCUAAAUUCUGGCCUUUCCCCCGUUUCCCCGUGCCCGGUGACUGCUACAGACUCAUCACUUGCGUUGAAGGCAACCCUCGUCUCAUCACCUGCGGAGAAGGCAAGGUCUUCGACGACCAGAACCUCACGUGCGAAGACCCGGAGUUAGUGCCACAUUGUGCGCAUGCGUAA